ACUAUAAACAUAUUAUCCGACAGCGGAAAACCAUGAGCAAGGCGUAAACGUUGGUGGGUUUAGAAUUUCCAGCCCCACUCAUAAUCUGCUGUUUUACAACCUCAGCACGGAUUGCACUCGUGCUGCUUAAAAUAUAUCGCGGUGGGUUGUGGUAGUUGUAGUUUUCGCCGGCUGAACCCGGUCAGCUGACUGAUUCACUGAAAUCCCAUAGUUCCUUGCGCGCACUACCCACGAAUCGGAAGCCGCGUGGGAACUUGGGAAUUGUAGUCCUGUCUGGAAUUGUCUGUGACUUGUGGGGGGCAGCGCGGGCCUCGGAUUCCCAGAGAGCCGCGCGACGCGGCCUGGAGCUCGGAGAGGCAGUUCGUGGCGGUGACCGAAGGGAAGGCUCCCUAGCCCGGUACCAUUCAGCGUUUGUACCAGUCGCUCCUCAGUAUGAGCGCCGCCAACCGGGCCCAGGGCGGGGGCGAGGCCUUCGUGGAGCAGGGACAAUCUGGGGCAAGUAAAGGACCUGUGUCUUCCGCUGCUGCAUCUGGGGGAGCGGCCGUGCCCGGGGGCUUUAUGAGGAUUGGGAGAGACAGUGGAAAAGUUACAACAGUGGUAGCAACCCCUGGUCAGGGACCAGACCGCCCACAGGAGGUUUCCUAUACAGACAUCAAAGUCAUUGGUAAUGGCUCCUUUGGGGUGGUGUACCAGGCUCGACUAGUGGGCUGUGGAGAAAUGGUGGCUAUCAAGAAGGUCCUGCAAGAUAAAAGAUUUAAGAACCGGGAGCUGCAGAUCAUGCGCAGGCUGGAUCACUGUAACAUUGUGCGCCUGAGAUAUUUCUUCUACUCCAGUGGAGAGAAGAAAGAUGAGGUUUACCUAAACCUGGUCCUGGAUUUCGUCCCAGAGACGGUCUAUCGUGUUGCUCGUCACUUUGCAAAAGCCAAAAGCUCAUUACCGUCCAUUUAUGUGAAGGUAUACCUGUAUCAGCUGUUCCGAAGCUUGGCUUAUAUCCAUUCUCAGGGUGUCUGUCACAGAGACAUAAAACCGCAGAACUUGCUGGUGGAUCCAGACACUGCUGUACUUAAACUUUGUGACUUCGGCAGUGCAAAGCAGCUUGUUCGUGGGGAGCCAAAUGUGUCCUAUAUAUGUUCGAGGUAUUACAGAGCCCCUGAACUCAUUUUUGGAGCCACAGACUACACUGCAAAUAUUGACAUCUGGUCAGCAGGUUGUGUCCUUGCAGAGCUGCUAUUGGGCCAGCCCAUCUUUCCUGGAGAUAGUGGAGUUGACCAGCUGGUGGAAAUUAUUAAGGUUUUGGGGACUCCCACACGGGAACAAAUAAGAGAGAUGAAUCCAAACUACACAGAGUUUAAAUUCCCACAGAUCAAAGCACAUCCUUGGACAAAGGUCUUUAAACCCCGUACUUGCCCUGAAGCCGUAACAUUGUGCAGCCGGCUAUUAGAGUACACGCCAGAUACUCGCCUCUCCCCACUUCAGGCCUGUGCACACUCCUACUUCGAUGAGCUACGUGACCCCAACACACGCCUCCCCAGUGGACGCGAGUUACCUCCUAUCUUCAACUUCAGCUCUGUAGAGCUCUCCAUUCAGCCUUCGCUGAACUCCACCCUCAUACCCCCACACCUCCAGUCUUCUCAUUUGCAUGGUGACGUGAGACCUGGAUCAGACAGGCUGAAAAGCAGUGAGGUGGCAGAGCUGAACAGCUCCUGAGGAGUGCAUCCUUCCCCAAUCCCCCCACUUCUCUUCAAUGGACACUCAACCAAUCCUGCUCCCACCAGAACUUAUUUACUGGCACCCAACUCUGGGGCUGGUCAGUUGAUGGUGUCGGUAGGGUUGUUUUGUUCUUUUUGCCUCCUGUCCUACUCACUCCUGAUGCUGAACAUGUUAGGGGAUAGCCACAUCACUCACUCCAGAUUACCUACAACAAUGGAUCACUUGGAUGGUGCAGAGGUUUAGAAUCAAUACUUUGUGACUCUUUGUAAACUCUGCUUCACACCCCACAUAGAUCCUACCAGUUUGACUGUGGCACUACUCUGAGGUAUUCCUGCCUGACAGACCUCUGUACCCCUGUUACAGGCUGAAAGCCGCAAUCAAAAUUAUCUAAAGGCCAUUUGGUAAAUACAUUGCUUUUCUGAGCUUUUCUCAUUGGAUAGGGAGAGAUUAGUAUGUUCUCCAAUUUAAAGGAACGGUAAGGGCAGAAACA
This is a messenger RNA of Xenopus laevis (African clawed frog), 2200 nucleotides long. RefSeq names its product glycogen synthase kinase 3 alpha S homeolog (gene gsk3a.S). The record is from RefSeq and is a predicted model, not a curated record. NCBI's taxonomy places the organism in Eukaryota, Metazoa, Chordata, Amphibia, Anura, Pipidae. Bases 433 to 1707 code for a protein of 424 amino acids. Gene Ontology annotation, molecular function: protein kinase activity; protein serine/threonine kinase activity; transferase activity. Gene Ontology annotation, cellular component: axon; cytoplasm; cytosol. The transcript has 11 exons. Gene Ontology annotation, biological process: negative regulation of signal transduction; insulin receptor signaling pathway; negative regulation of TOR signaling.